Symbiodinium natans is the source of this 1551-nucleotide messenger RNA. The record is from the annotation of a GenBank genome assembly. Lineage: Eukaryota; Dinophyceae; Suessiales; Symbiodiniaceae.
AUGGCCCCAGCACGCAUCAAGUGGGCGCCCUUGUGUUUCGUGGGCCAAUUUGCCAGCCCAAGUGGGGGGCCCGGGCAGGACAUCGAUGCAUCAGUUCUUGCGUCGGAGAAUGGGUCAACCUCGGUGCUGCGACGUUCGGACCUGGGCUUCGAGGGCGACGGCUCCCUGGGCGAUGGUGGCACGACGCCGCUGAUGAUGGCAGCGCACAAGAACGACGCCAACGAAGUCCAGGCCUACGUCAAGAACGGCGCCAACCUCAAUGCGCAGGACCAGUAUGGCUGGACGGCUCUGCGAUAUGCAGUUCGUGCCGACAGCAUUGAGGCCACACAGGCGCUCCUCGAGGGUGGUGCGGACAUCAACCUCGCCUCCGCGAGUGGGCGCACGCCACUGAUGUCGGCAGCUUCCAACGGCAUCAGUGACAUGGUGAAGCUGCUGCUGGAGGCCGGUGCAGAUGCCAAGUUGAAGAGCGGCGGCCUCACUGCCUACGACAUGUCAAUGCGCGGCGGCGCAACAGGUUGCGAGGAGUGCCGGAAGAUGCUCCAGGAGGCAGCCAAGUGUGCUUGGCAGUGUGCGGGCGUGCUGCAGUGUUGGUCCCGUGCGGCCUACUGGUUUUGGGUGACCAUUUUCAACUGCUGGUGGCACAUCCCACACUGUGAGAACGUGCCCAACAGGAAGCCGAGCCAGGGCCAUUCAGGGCGCACGCCGCUGGCCACGCUGGCGCCCUCCCCUUCCUUCUUUGGCGGGAGGAGGCGGCGGACGAGCAGCGUGGAGGAUGGCCUGGAGUUAGACGUCGACCAGAUCAGCGACGCCGCCCAGCGCGGGCGGCCGCGGCGGCGCAAGAACUUGAGCUGCCUGGGCAUCUUCGCCUGCGGGGCCUUGCCUCGGGCCGAGGCCUCCCCUGAGGAGGCAGAGGCCAUCACGCCGGCACCAGCACCCACGCCCUGGGCCAAGAAGGAAGGAGCCUGGGGCGCUCUGCCGCAGAGGGCCCGCGGUGGCCUCGUCGAGCAGCUGGGCUUCCGGAGCCGCGUGCUGCGGUGUAGCAGCGCCGGCAGCCUUUGCGCCGCUUCCAGGCAAGAGACUCGGCGAGAGACGCAGACUCCUCUGGCGGAUCAGUGCAGCAAGCUGAUUCCGCUGAACACAGGAAUUGAUGUGAGACCGCCCUCCAGCGACGUCAUUCUUCAGGAGCUGGAGCGCUGCCGAAUGCGCCUGGAAGACGUGCGUCUCCCUUCCCCGGUUGGCGCGUCGCUCAAGUCGCGUGCCUUCAUGUCGUGCACACCAGCCUCGGAUGCCCCUUCCCCGGAGCAGCUCCCCUCGCCCGCGGCGCUGAGGCUGCGCACGCCUGGGGCAUCGCCCAGCACCACGCUCCCCAGGCCCCGGUCGGAGAAGGCUCGACUGCGACCACGCCGUGAGCCAGAGGAUGCCAGCCUGCAGCUCGCCAUCGAGACAGCGAAUGCCGCCUGCGGCUCGGGCUUUUCACUCGACCUGGACCGCCAGCACGCCAUCCACCCGUGCCUCGUACGACCCCCGGCCACCGGGAGUGGAACUCGGUAG